AGAACAUCAUACAAGAUCUGUAACUCAGAAUAAUGAAUGUGUCCAGCAACUGCAGCACCGCAAAUCUAGAACCUCAUCACCACGUUCGCCUCAUUGAAUUUGUUUUCUAUAGCCUUAUUUUCUUUUUCGGAGCACUGUUCAAUAUCCUUGCCUUCUGGGUGUUCUUGUGCAAGAUGAAGAAGUGGACAGAAAUCAGGGUGUAUGUAAUCAAUCUAGUGUUUGCAGAUUUCUCUGUCAUCUGCACCUUGCCUUCCAUGGUUUAUUUGCUCUGGAACAAGUCAGCCCGAGGGGAGCUCUGCCAGUUCACAGAGGCGAUGUAUUYUAUCAACAUGUUAGUGAGCAUCUACAUCAUUUCAUUUAUCUCUGUCGAUCGAUACAUUGCCAUAAAGCACCCCUUGAAAGCCAGGAGCUUCAGAUCCCCAGCAAAGGCYGCCCUCCUGUGUGGCCUUCUGUGGGUGUUGGUGAUAACCAUUGCCACCRUCCAGCUCCGGGAGAGACACGCAGCUCUCUGCUUCCAGACCRACCCCCCUGAGUAUGCUGCUCUCAGCCUGAUGGCCAUUUUCUUUUUUUUCACUCUCCCAUUAGCAAUMCUGACCUUUUGCUCUGCAGAAGUCAUCAGGAACCUCAAGAAACAUCUGAACACAAAUUCACCAGAGGAGAAAUCGAUCCAGAAAGCCAUGCACAUUAUUUAUGCAAAUCUGAUUGUAUUUCUCGUAUGUUUUCUGCCAGCCUACCUUGGGCUACUUGCCAGGUUUGUAAUGGAGAGUGUUGGAGUUGCCUGUUACCUGCUCUGUGUCAUGGAGAACUUCUCCUCCGUGACGAGGUGCAUCGCCACGUCCAACUGCUGCCUCGACAGCRUCUGCUACUACUUUGUCACCAAGGAGUUCCAUGAAGCCUUUCUACUGCCCAAACCCAACACUCAAAAAACAGAUGCAACCCAGCCCUUGCAGAUGGAAACUUGCUAAAGGAUAAAGGGAAAAAAAAACACCUAAGCCAACACCCCCACCAACAUCUGCAACAUAAAGAGGAAAUGCAGCUUCACUGCUGUUUGGAUAAUUAUUGCUCUUUUUCUCUAGUGAUCUCUUUGUUAGGUU
Molecule: messenger RNA, 1094 nt
Organism: Malurus melanocephalus (red-backed fairy wren)
Lineage: Eukaryota; Metazoa; Chordata; Aves; Passeriformes; Maluridae
Product: G-protein coupled receptor 35-like
Exons: 1
Coding region: 33-965 (310 amino acids)
Biological process (GO): phospholipase C-activating G protein-coupled receptor signaling pathway; positive regulation of Rho protein signal transduction; chemokine-mediated signaling pathway
Cellular component (GO): membrane
Molecular function (GO): chemokine receptor activity
Source: RefSeq, a predicted model, not a curated record